AUGAGCACCGAAGGCCCUAGUGCCGUGGAUUCGGGCGAGCUCCGCCACAGGCGCGCCGCCUCCACUACGGAUCCUGGAUCUGCUUCUCCGCAUGGGGAAACGGAGCCAACAGUCGAACAUGAAACGGAGCCGAAAUCCAGAAAGACGUUUGGCCGGACGCCGGACGGAACAAUCUUCACUGUACCUACCACGCAUGAUAUGGUCUCGCAGCUGCUGGAUCCCCGGCAGCCAAAGAACUUGUCAGAUGUGCUCGUGCUAGCUAUUCUCGCUGCUCACAUUGCUCUGUUGUAUCUUCUGCCUGCGUCUCUCAAGCGCCCCGUGCUUGCUGCCAUCUUUCUGCUGUGGCGGACUGCUUAUAAUCUUGGCAUCGGUCUUCUGCUCCAGGGCCAAUCUAAAGAGAACAAACUGGUCAACUGGGCCAAGACAUGGAAGCUCUUUGAGCACCCUUCAACAGGCAAAAACCCGAGGCCAUGGGCCUACAAGCUUCUCAAGACUGAGCUGGAGGCCAAGAUUCCUGAAGACUAUGCCUUUGAAAAGGCCCCCCUGGAGUACAACACGUGGCUCGUCUUCCGCAGACUCGUGGAUCUCAUCCUCAUGUGUGAUUUUGUGUCGUAUUGCUUGUUUGCCAUUGCUUGCGGCCAUAGACCAGAAGGCGAAACAGCCCUCCUCGCGGCAGGCCGCUGGACCCUCGGUGUGGCCUUGGUAGGAUUCAACCUCUGGGUCAAGCUCGAUGCUCACCGUGUCGUCAAGGACUAUGCCUGGUACUGGGGUGACUUCUUCUAUUUGAUUGACCAAGAGUUGACCUUUGACGGCGUCUUUGAAAUGGCGCCCCACCCCAUGUACUCUAUCGGUUACGCUGGCUAUUAUGGCAUCUCCAUGAUGGCGGCUAGCUACGCUGUACUCCUCAUCUCUGUCGUGGCACAUGCCGCACAAUUUGCCUUCUUGGUGCUGGUCGAGAAUCCUCAUAUCGAGAAAACAUACAAUCCUCCCGCUCCUCGCAAGCGCGCCGAUACCGUUACCUCUGCCGACUUGGGCGAGAGUCAAGGUGCUACCGCCUCGGACGCGGCACCAUCUACGUCUUCAAAGGGUACACCAGCCCAGAUUCACAACCUCCUUGGAGUUGGCAACUUUGACCUUUUCCGGACAAGCGACUAUACGGCUUUGCUACUUAUCGGCUACAUGACUGUCCUGACUCUCGUCACGCCCAGUACGCCUUUUUACCAAUUCCUCUUCGUUCUUCACGCUACUCUUUGGCGGCUUUGGUAUAUGGUGGGUCUAGGUGUCAUACUCGACCAGCAAUCCAAGAACAAGGCAUGGACUAGACACUUUCUCAAGUUUGGCGAAAGUACUGGCGAGGCAUGGCGACAGUGGAAGGCCAUGUACCACAUUUCACAGAUAAUGGGCUACGCAUCCUUUAUUGCUGCUUGCUGGAAGGUGUACACCAUCCCUGAUUCGUGGGACUAUGGUUUCGUACUGCUGAAGCACGUGGUGGGCGCAGCCUUGAUUACCCUUCAAAUCUGGAGCGCAGUCAGCACCUACGAGUCACUGGGCGAAUUUGGCUGGUUCUGUGGUGACUUCUUCUUUGACCAAAAGGCCAAGCUGACCUACACCUCGAUUUACCGUUUCUUAAACAACCCAGAACGUGUCUUUGGUACAGCUGGACUAUGGGGAGCCGCACUGAUCACUUGGAGCAGAUCCAUCUUCAUUCUGGCUCUGGCAAGCCAUCUUCUCAUGCUGGCCUUCUUGCAAUAUGUUGAGAAGCCGCAUAUGCAAAAGAUCUACGGACGCACCGUACGGAAGGAGGCUGGCCUUGUCAAAUUCAUCAAGAGCACACUUCCGCCGCCCGUCAAGGAAUGGGGCACCAGUGUCAACAAGGUCGUCGAUGACACUUCUCACUUUGUGGAAGAAUUCCUGGAGACGGCUCGUCCAAAGCUUGCUGCCGGUGUUUCCACAAUCGUGCGGGAUACCACGGCUCUAUUCAACAAUGUGCCUGCCCGCCUUACCCUGACCAAGCUGUCUCCGGAUUUGGCAGGCUUUGACCCAAAGGAUUAUUCGAUGAGUGUAGUCGGCGAGGCAGCUUCUCUGUCAGCCAUCACAGAACGAGCCACUGGCAAGGAAGGCACUAAUGCUCGCUUCCCCAGCGAUCUCAACACCAUGAUUCUUGAAUACGGCGCACCAAUCAAGGUCAAGUGGACGGCACCAGCAAAUCAUCACAAGAAGGACUGGAUUGGUCUGUAUAUGGUUGCAGACAAUCGAUCUCGUGAGAACACAGAGGUGCCCUCGCUUGGUCGCUGGGUUGCCGUCACGCCGAACCAGUACGAUUCCACAAUUGCUGAUACACGCAUUCUGAGCUCCGAUGUACCGGUGAGCAGUAAUGAUGAGUCGCCAGAGGGUGAACUUGUCCAGGGCGAGGUUGCCUUUGAAGGCGAUAAGCUGUGGUGGACAAGAGGUGUCUUUGAAUUCCGGUAUCAUCACGGCGGAAGUCAUCACGUCAUGUCGAUAUCGCAGCCCUUUGAGAUACAGAUUGGUCGCUUUGACGAGGAAGACGUCGAAGUGGACUCCCAUGGCAUGUACCAAAAGUCUGUCGAGUCUUCCCUUCUACCGCUGGUCCAAAACUGUUUCGACCGGAACCCCGACAUUGCCCCAAGUACACCCGAAGAGCCAUUUGGCAAUCACGUGGAGCGGGACGGGAAAUAUGCUCGAAGAGUUGUCUACGCUAUUCAGCAAAUGUUUGGUAUCGAGUUUGCUCCCGCUGUUGUGCCAGCAGAUGGUAACGUGAGGAACCUUGCUUGGAGAAUCUGCAAUGCCAAGCAAGUUCUUGCACCCUACAGCAUGUCCCAUUCCAAAGGAACAAGUACUCCGGCGGCUGAGAAGGGGAGCUUUUGA
This is a messenger RNA of Pestalotiopsis fici W106-1, 2886 nucleotides long. Its product is annotated as Phosphatidylethanolamine N-methyltransferase. Gene Ontology annotation, biological process: phosphatidylcholine biosynthetic process. The record is from RefSeq and is a predicted model, not a curated record. Gene Ontology annotation, molecular function: phosphatidylethanolamine N-methyltransferase activity. NCBI's taxonomy places the organism in Eukaryota, Fungi, Ascomycota, Sordariomycetes, Amphisphaeriales, Sporocadaceae. The coding region runs from base 1 to 2886 and encodes 961 amino acids. The transcript has 3 exons.